GUGCGCAUGGGCACGACAAAGUGGCCGGCUAGUGGUGGUGUUUUGUUUUUUUCCAAGCUCGGUGAGACUGUAGACGAGACACUAGUUCAUCACUUUAUCGAACUCGCUUCACACACACGUGGACAUCGCUAACUUAUUUAACACAACUAAGAACAACAGUCCGAACAAUUUGAUGACAAAGGGGACUGAUAGAAGAUGUGUGCUGCUGUGUAUGUCCUGUCAACGGUAACGGGCUACGUGCUCACCUCUGCCCUGCUGCUAAAAUGCCCAAAUCUGUUACAUCGAAAGAAGCGAGAGACUUUCGUCAGCAAGCACAUUUCUCACCGUGGAGGGGCAGGUGAAAAUCUGGAAAACACUAUGAUGGCUUUCAAGCACGCUGUGGAUGUCGGCACAGAUAUGCUGGAGCUGGACUGCCACCUGACAAAAGAUGAACAGGUAGUGGUUUCACAUGAUGGCGACUUGCAGAGGACCUGCGGCAUCGACACCAACAUCUCCGAUGUGACCUACGCUGAACUCCCUCCAUACCUCUGCAGGCUGGGUGUAACCUUUCAGCGAGAGUGCUUCUGCGAAGGAGGAGAGGACAAACGCAUCCCUCUCCUCAGGGAUGUGUUUGACGCAUUUCCCAACACUCCUGUUAACAUUGAUAUCAAGGUUAACAAUGACACGCUCAUCAAGAAGGUCUCCGAGCUGGUCGUGAAGUAUGACCGAGCGCAUCUGACUGUCUGGGGCAACGCCAGCAACCAGAUUGUGAGAAAGUGUUACAAAGAGAACCCUCAUAUUCCAGUGUUGUUCAGCUUGCCCAGAGUGUUGCAGCUGUUAGGCCUCUUCUACACUGGCCUCCUGCCCUUUGUUCCAAUCAAGGAGCAGUUCCUGGAGAUCCCCAUGCCCUCCAUUAUCACCAAGCUAAAGGAUUUACUGUCCCACACCUCAGCUGAUUAGUGUUUAUUUUUCUCUUGCAGUUUGCUGAUGAGGAAAGCUCUUUUUGACCAUUUAACAGCUCGGGGAAUUCAGGUGUACAUUUGGGUGCUGAAUGACGAGGAUGACUUUCAGAGGGCGUUUGAUUUGGGAGCCACGGGAGUUAUGACAGAUUUUCCCACCAAGCUUAAAGACUUCAUGGACAGGAACAGCCUUUCCAAAGCGGAGUGACCUGCCAAAAUCUACCUCACCCCACCUCUCACCAGUGAUUAUCCUUCAGGGCCACUGACCUGCCAGACCAGCCCCCAACAUACACCCGCUUUUACUGCAGGCAUUCCAGCACAGCUACUCUCACACUGUGUUUUACAGUCUGUAGGAACUCCAACAUGCUCUGUAUUAGGAACCGCGUGUUGUACAUGUAGUGGUAGCACAUACUCCUGUUUUUCAUUACUCAUACUAAACAGUGUGAUCAUAUUAGAGCUUGACUGCUAUUGGGCCCCGUCACAGAGACAGUAUAUCGCCACAGGCUUACAGAUUUUCUGAUAUGACUCAAAAUGAAAACGUAUUUGGGUAAUUUGGUUUACAAUCCUCUCAGCAAUGACUGCAGCAGAUGGCGGUGCAGUCAUGCGAUGUCUUCACAGUAAGUUGGUAAGUUACGACUGAAGUAUAUUUCGAAAAAGUUAAUAAGAAUUGUUGCCAUUAUAACACAAAUAUACUGCAUGCAUUUACAAUGUUUUAGAUGCAUAAAUGAUGAAAUCUGAAUGUUUUCUUUUAGUCACAAAAAAUCCUGGCUCAUUAUGAUUAUUAUU
Molecule: messenger RNA, 1724 nt
Organism: Pundamilia nyererei
Lineage: Eukaryota; Metazoa; Chordata; Actinopteri; Cichliformes; Cichlidae
Gene: gdpd1
Product: glycerophosphodiester phosphodiesterase domain containing 1
Exons: 11
Biological process (GO): glycerophospholipid catabolic process; N-acylethanolamine metabolic process
Cellular component (GO): endoplasmic reticulum membrane
Molecular function (GO): phosphatidylcholine lysophospholipase A1 activity; phosphoric diester hydrolase activity
Source: RefSeq, a predicted model, not a curated record